AUGCACACAUCGACUGCAACUACGAAGGGGCCAAGAAGGAGAUUUGUCGGUGCACAAGCUGGGUCAAGAGCUACUGUUGUGAAGAGCGAAAAAGGAAAUGAAGUUGUGCAGAAGCCGCGCGCACGUACAAACGUAAGGAGAGCAAUCAACCAGAUUCCAGAUGAAAUCUUAAAUGAUGAGGCACUUAAUGAAGCUAUAAAGCUCCUCCCUUCUAACUACAACUUCGAAAUACAUAAAACAAUUUGGAAUAUCAGAAAGCAUGAAGCGAAGAGAGUAGCAUUACAGAUGCCAGAGGGUUUAUUGAUUUACUCCCUUGUUAUAAGCGAUAUUCUUGAGCAGUUCUGUGGCUGUGAGACUAUCGUGAUGGGUGACGUUUCCUAUGGUGCGUGCUGUAUAGACGAUUUCACUGCCCGUUCGCUGGACUGCGAUUUCAUUGUCCAUUAUGCGCACUCUUGCUUGGUUCCAAUCGACUUGACUCAAAUCAAGGUGCUUUACGUUUUUGUGACUAUUAAUAUGGACGAAUCCCAUCUCAUAAGAACCCUGCAGAAGAAUUUUCCAAGCGGUGCUAGAAUUGCAGCCUUUGGAACCAUUCAAUUCAACCCCACAAUACAUAGCAUCAAGGAUAAACUACUUGACUCUGAAAAAGUGAUUUACAUCAUUCCUCCGCAAAUAAAGCCACUUUCCAAAGGUGAGGUUCUUGGUUGCACCUCUCAACGUUUAGAUAAAGAACAAAUUGAUGCAAUGGUAUACAUCGGAGACGGUAGGUUUCAUCUGGAAAGUGCAAUGAUCCACAAUCCUGAAAUACCAGCAUUUCGCUACGACCCAUACAGCAGAAAAUUCACCAUUGAAAAAUACAACCAAAAACAGCUCGUCCAAGUCAGGACUGAAGCUCUUAACGUCGCAAAGAAAGGGAAAACUUUUGGGCUUAUUUUGGGAGCGCUUGGGCGCCAGGGAAGCAUGGGAACGGUUAACAAUUUGGAGAAGAAACUGAAGGACGCCGGAAAGACUGUCUGUAAAAUCAUUUUGAGUGAAAUUUUUCCUCAGAAACUCGCAAUGUUCGAUGACAUCGAUGUAUUUGUGCAAGUCGCAUGUCCCCGUUUAUCAAUUGAUUGGGGUUAUGCUUUCAACAAGCCUCUUUUGACGCCAUACGAAGCUAAUGUGCUUUUAGAGCAGGACCGGAUGUUCAGUGAAGCUUACUACCCGAUGGACUACUACGAAGUUAAUGGUUAUGGACGUGGCAAAGAACCAUCCCACGAGAACGUCAAAAUAUAA
Lachancea thermotolerans CBS 6340 is the source of this 1272-nucleotide messenger RNA. It is a transcript of the gene DPH1, whose product is annotated as 2-(3-amino-3-carboxypropyl)histidine synthase. The record is from RefSeq and is a predicted model, not a curated record. Gene Ontology annotation, biological process: protein histidyl modification to diphthamide. Gene Ontology annotation, molecular function: 2-(3-amino-3-carboxypropyl)histidine synthase activity. NCBI's taxonomy places the organism in Eukaryota, Fungi, Ascomycota, Saccharomycetes, Saccharomycetales, Saccharomycetaceae. Bases 1 to 1272 code for a protein of 423 amino acids. The transcript has a single exon.